Molecule: messenger RNA, 919 nt
Organism: Carica papaya (papaya)
Lineage: Eukaryota; Viridiplantae; Streptophyta; Magnoliopsida; Brassicales; Caricaceae
Source: RefSeq, a predicted model, not a curated record
AAUCAAAAGCACAACAGUAGAUUCCUGUCCAAGGGUGGAAGACUAACAUUAAUCAAAAGCACAUUGUCCAAUCUCUUGAUGAGCCUCUGGAUUUGUCUUUAUGAUACUUUUGGAGUUUCUAGUGAUUGUUUCACCACAUGGAAUGCGGGGUAAUCUCACUGGAUGUUGUCCAAAUGACCUUGUCAAGCAAAUGUAUUUCAGUUCAGGCAAGCUUAGGACUUCAAAUGGAUUUAUUGGUCUACAGCAUCAUGUUUCUCAAGGAUCAGACUGCCAGAUGAGGGGCCAAGCUUGCUACAUGGAAGUUACCUUAGGUUGCCCUAGAUAUGGUAGUGAUAAGCUGCCACAAUUAAACUCUGCCAGGAAUUUACCUAAGCCCCCUGUUCCUGAAUCCCAAUCAGGUGGAAGAGGUGACCAGAAGGGGCCUCCAGAUUACUUAUCAGUACAUGAAAAAACGUUCAUUUAUCCAGCUGAGGCAGUGCUUGUACCUGUCUUGCAAGCAUCAUUAGCGAGGUCUUCUCUUAAAAGGUUUUGGCUACAAAAUUGGAUAGGACCAUCUCGACAGGGUUCAUCUUUCUUCAAGCAUUGGGCUGGUAACUUAGAUUCUAUAGAAGGAUCUUGGCUUGAAAAUAGUGGAGUACGAAUGCAAAAUGGUUGCAACAGUAGCAGCAACAGUAACUGUAGCAGUGUAAGCUCAAUAAGCAGCAGCUCUAGUGACAGUGAUCACAAGCUGACUGCGGUGGUGGGUGAUCUUGAGGCAGAUGCAGAUUCUUUAACAUGCAGGCAGUCUGGUUUAUCUUCUAAUGAUCAGCUGGAGUAUGACCGUCCUAAAAUGUUAUUUUAUGAUUGGAUCACAGCAAGUAAGAAGCAAUUACUCCAAUUAUGCCAUGAUGAUUCCUGCGAUUUAUCUUAUCCUAUGUAG